Messenger RNA from Trichomonas vaginalis G3, 272 nucleotides. RefSeq lists its product as uncharacterized. The transcript has a single exon. The annotation marks the transcript as partial. NCBI's taxonomy places the organism in Eukaryota, Parabasalia, Trichomonadida, Trichomonadidae. The record is from RefSeq and is a predicted model, not a curated record.
AUGUCUGAACAUCAUUUGAAGUUCUUUAAGAUCCAACAGUUUGUAGAUGAAGUGAAGAAGCAAAAUAAAACAGCAAAGAGACUACUUAUAUGCUUACCACAAACAUUACGUCAAGGAAAGUAUGGUUAUAGUGCAAGUCCGAUCAUGAUCUUUGUCGAUAAGCAGAAAUACACAAAUGAAGGUUUAGCUAAUUUACUCAAGUUUGAAAAGAUAGCUAUAAACAUUCCUGACCAUUUCUCAGCGAGAAUAAACCUUGACAAGACUAAAAGUUA